GUGUACUGAAAGAUGGUGAUAAAUGGUAUAUUAUUGCUAUUUUGUGGGUUGUUUUAUUUUUAUUAUUUUACGUUGUUUAUGUUUUAUAUCUCAGAUCCACAAAAUUCAUAUGCUGGUAGAUUUUUGGGGUUUUCGUUAUACGUAUCAAACACAACCGAGAGAACACAAGGUCAUCUGUGUGCCCCUGACAAAAACUACACCAGAGACACCAUACCCGCCGUCCUCAAAGUCACCUGUCCAGUUCACGGACAAUACGUCAUUUACUACAACGAAAGGCUAUCAGGAAUUACCUACCCUGCUGGUUAUAGUACCUACGCAUAUAAUGGUGUCUGUGAGGUAGAAGUAUACGGCUGUCCUAUACCCGGUUACUAUGGACCUGACUGUUCUACCCCUUGUCCCGAUACCUGUCGCUACUGUCACAUAGAGACUGGAGCCUGUCUGGGAUGUAAACCUGGAUAUCAGGGACAUCAGUGUGAACUACUUUGCAGCCAUCAGUACUAUGGAGAACUAUGUAGGGAGACCUGUGGUAACUGUAGUGACGGGGUGACGUGUAACAAUGUAGACGGAACGUGUACAAACGGAUGUGACGUCGGUGUCUAUGGAGAUAAAUGCAAAACACCUUGUCCUGUUGGAUGGCAUGGGGAAAACUGCUCACUGCCGUGCGGAAGUUGUGACACGUGUGACAUAUUUACAGGACAAUGUACAUCUCCCUGUUACCAGGGCUGGAAAGGACAACAAUGUAUUGGUGAAUGUGACCAGAGGAGAUAUGGACUUGGUUGUAUAUAUGAAUGUGGAGCUUGUCUAGAAUACAUACAAUGUCACCACAUAAAUGGAUCAUGCCUCCAGGGAUGUGAUUUCGGUUUUCAAGGAGAAUUGUGUAAAACUGCAUGUCCAGUUGGUUUUUAUGGAACGAAUUGCUUAGAAAGAUGCAGCAGAAACUGUGUAGUUCCAGAACAGUGUAACAAAACAUCCGGGGAAUGUGAGGGAGGCUGUCAACCAGGAUGGAGAAGGAUUCUAUGUGAUACAAAAUGUGUUGAUAACCAGUACGGACAAGACUGUAAUCAGACGUGCGGAAAAUGUCGAGAGGGCAAGCAGUGUCAUCACGUCAGCGGUUCCUGUAAUGCUGACUGUGAACCUGGAUACCGGGGCAACAAAUGUGAUGAGGUCUGCGAGUUUGGCCAUUUUGGUGCUAGUUGUAAAGAAGAAUGCAGCGUAUUCUGUGGGAAAUCACGUGAUUGUCAUCAUGUGACGGGCUAUUGCAGAUCGGGUUGCAGAACUGGAUGGCGUGGAAAUGAUUGUUUAGAAGUCGAUACUCAACAACAGGGCACAGCGUGCGACAGAAACUGCGAGACCAGAUUCUAUGGUGUCUUAUGUGCCUUUUGUGUUAUCGUGGUUCUAAAUGGGGUGUAUGGUCUCUACAAAAUCAUGGAAUGGAAGAAGAAGAAGAGAUUAGACAAAAAUAAGAAAUAUCGUGCGAGUGACUCCACCAUUUGCACCAAAGACACAGUCUUACAAGUCCGUAAAGAUGAAAAUGUCAACAGCGCAUAUCAAGAGCUUGGAGAAUUGAGUCCCUCUUCAACAUAUGACACCAUUCGUUAGAGAGAUAUAGUGUUUGCAUAUGAUUUUGCUACGACAUGGUUAUCAACAUAUUUUUCAUCACGAUACCAUAAGGUUGCAGUGUUCAACGCCUCCGAUAUAGCAAUUUUCUAAACACACACUCUUCUAAAAUAAAAAAGAAUAAAUAAAAAGUACGAGUAAAUAGUUGUUACCAUGGUCUCUAGCCCUUUCUAUCCGUCCGUUUGUUAUGCGUUCUUUUUCUUCCAACUUCUUAUAUUUUAAGGAGUAACCAAAUUUGUUUAGAUAUGAUAGGUUAUUCUUUAUAUAUGUGCAAGAAAAUGUUGAUCCUUUUAUUUUCACCAUAGGGGCCAAAUGGAGUUUGAAAAUUUGCGAGAAAAGGUAUCCAAAAUUAUAUUUUACUGAAUAGGCAAAUUAUCAUUUGAAAGAUGGUUGGUUGAUUGAUUGAUUGCGGUUUUAUGCGGCUUUGGGCAAUAUGUCAGCCAUUUCAUGAGAGUAUAAAGAUAAUUGGUGAUGUUCUGUAGAUUUCUAAAAAUCAUUUUAGAUUUUGUCCUGGAAGCUAACUGGAGGUAAGACUAAAAUGAUUUCUUUCGACAAUAAAAGCCAUGGUUCCCAGAAUUACUCUUACAUUUUACUUAGUAACAAAACCAUCAUGUUGG
This is a messenger RNA of Ostrea edulis (European flat oyster), 2234 nucleotides long. Its product is annotated as multiple epidermal growth factor-like domains protein 10. NCBI's taxonomy places the organism in Eukaryota, Metazoa, Mollusca, Bivalvia, Ostreida, Ostreidae. Bases 13 to 1599 code for a protein of 528 amino acids. Gene Ontology annotation, molecular function: scavenger receptor activity. The transcript has 10 exons. The record is from RefSeq and is a predicted model, not a curated record.